Molecule: messenger RNA, 2685 nt
Organism: Pleuronectes platessa (European plaice)
Lineage: Eukaryota; Metazoa; Chordata; Actinopteri; Pleuronectiformes; Pleuronectidae
Gene: adisspb
Product: adipose secreted signaling protein
Exons: 6
Coding region: 492-1016 (174 amino acids)
Source: RefSeq, a predicted model, not a curated record
GGCGUCACAUCCCAACAAUAAUAACAGCACCGGUGUGUGGAGCUGGAGCUUCACUGAGAUCAGCCGCUGUUUGUCGGCGUCGAUGUGCUCAGAACCCAGAGGGACGAUCCUGCAGAAACAUUUAUUAAAUUUAAUCAUCAUAAAUAAAACAGGUUGUAAAAAUAACAAGGAGGGGACGCGCGGGCAAACCACGUGACCGAAUGCGGAAGUGGAGGAGCAGGCAGAGUGUAUAUGUGAGGCAGAGGGAGUGUGUGGUCGUGUAGUGAGCUGCUGGUGUUGUUGCUGUCCACACACACACACACACACAGACACAGACACAGACACACACAGACACAGACACACAGAGGAGCAGUGUUUGUAUCGUCUCUACACGUAGGACUCUCGCCUGCCCUGAAGGAACAAAGGGGUCGUUUCGGAGGUCGCGCUGCUGAGAUGACUGGGCUGUGACAGUGUGCGUCCAAGUGUGUCUGUACCGGAGCCAUUCCCCUGACAUGGCCGCUGCAAAGAAGAGUUGUGCGAAGUCGGGAGGCGUGCGCUUCUCAGAGGUGGCCCCCGCCGCUGGAGCCCCGUCUCAUGUCCACUUCGACGAAAAGCUGCACGACUCCGUGGUCAUGGUGACUCCAGAGGACGACGGCAACUUCAUGGUCAAGGUGGGCUUCCUGAAGACGCAGCAUCGAUAUGAAAUAGUGUUCAACCUGCCCGAUGUCCCAGCUCUGGGGAAGGAGGUGUGUCCAGCGCCUGUUCCCAGUCCGCACCUCCGCAUCACUGACAUCACACCUGCACCAGAGGGAGGUCUGAAAGUGACGUGUGAGUACAUGGCCCAGCAGGAGGGGGUUCUGUGUGAGGAGGUGCUGCUGCUGAGCGAGACCAACGAGGACGUGUGUGUCAGAGUCAAGGUUCACGCCAGAGUCAUGGAUCGUCACCACGGCACCCCCAUGCUGCUGGAGGGGGUGCGCUGCAUCGGGGUGGAGCUGGAGUACGACUCCGAACAGAGCGACUGGCAGGGAUUCGACUGAGCCCCCACUUCCUGGUCCCCUUUCUCACCGGAAGUACACAAACACACACCAACACACACACAUAGUCACCUGCCGUCAUAGGACGAUACACAUCUACACACAAACACACACACUUGUUCAUCCCAACGGACCUCACAGGAAGUGGACGUCCUGUGACCUGAGAGCAUUUACAUGCAAAGACAUUCCUCUGCUUCCACCGCAUCACCGACAGCAGCAGAACAGACGCGUUGGCUCUUCUUCUCUCUGUUCAUCCCCCCCAUGCUGUUAAUCUGCUUUGAUCCUCUAGGGGGCAGCAGUGCUCUUUAAAUCCGUGCGGCCUCAGCUUCCCUCUCUAGUUGCAUCUCGUUUCCUGAUGUGAAGAAUGAAUCCCUCAUGAAGUCUUGUUUAUGAAUUUUAAAAGAUUGACACCAACCCGAGAAGAAGAACAUCUGCACAUCCCAGGGAAUUGGAGAUGAGCUGAGAGGAAGUGCUGGGGCCUGUAAUGUUGCAGCUUCACCACAAGGGGGCACUGCAGGCGACUUUGCAUUCAUAGUCAAAUCCAACUGUGCAAUUCAUAAUAAUACUACUACUACUAAUAGUAAUAAUAAUAAUAGUAAUAGCUUGAAUUCACAUGUCAGAAGUUUGAACGGACAUUAUCUCAACAUGCCCUGAGAACCUCUGCUUAGUUUCCAAGUUUUGUUUUAGUCCCAAACACUGAAUGUGAAGAUUUGCACCUGCAAAAAUAUAAAGCAAGAAAAAUAAAGCGUCUAUAGUUAGAGCUGUUGUUUUGGAGAGUUUGUCGAACAGAAAUCUGAUAUUUAAAUACACCACGUGCUCUUAGGAACACAAUUAAGAUCAGCAAGUUUUAUUUUGAAUAUCCUGAUACACGUUUGAAAGUAUUAAUAAUAUUAAUCCAAUAUAUUUUUUGUGGGUUUUUCUUCCCUGUGAGAAAGCAGCUGGUCCAAUCAACAUUUUGUUUAACUUCAUGCAGCCUUCCGAAAAACACACACACACACACACAAACAACACAUAAGUGCCUCUCACGCCUCCGUCCUGUUCCCUCACUCGAGCCUGAUGUUGUUUCACCAUCUCUCUGCUCGUCCUCGUCUCACACACACACACACACACACACACACACACACACACACACACACACACACACACACACAGACACACACAUGCAGCGGUUUGGAGCAGGAGGAGAAAAAAAGAACUUGGGACAGAAAAGUGUUUCAGUUUAUUUGUUGUGUUUCCUGCGUGGAACCCGUCCACCAGCUUCUCUCAGAUCAGUGAGAGUCACCUUGGCUCAGUGUGCAUCUCUGAGCAAGUGCCAUGAUCUGCUUCCACUGACAUCUUCCUCCUCCUCCUCCUCCUCCUCCUCAUGUUUCAUCCCCUCUCCUUCCUCUGCUCCUCUCCCACCGAAUGCAUUCAGCCUUAAAGCAAAUGACUGUGUGUAGUUUCUCUCCGUGUUGGACCGUGAGCUGUCGGUGUCGUACAGAGGUCAUAGGUUUAUUAGAUGUUUGCUUGCGUGUUUAAAGGUCAGAACCCGGUCUGUUCCCUCUCGGUGUGAAACUGAAGUGCUCUGUAGUUAAAGUCGAGGUUCACUUGUGUCGAUAUCUGCUCCCUGUGCGAGUGAUCGAUGUGUUUGAUUUAAAAAAAAUGAUGAAUAAAAAAUGUGUCUGUCUUUUGA